Molecule: messenger RNA, 2404 nt
Organism: Bemisia tabaci
Lineage: Eukaryota; Metazoa; Arthropoda; Insecta; Hemiptera; Aleyrodidae
Product: RNA-binding protein 42
Molecular function (GO): mRNA binding
Source: RefSeq, a predicted model, not a curated record
UUUACGUUUUUGAGUGAGUUUUGAGGUUAAGAAAGCAUUUCCCAAGUGAAUUUUUUUUAAAAAAAACUGUUUGUGUAUUUUGUGCGUCUUUCCCCCUAAAAGUUCUACUUGCCACCAUGGCGAGCGUAAAUAAUGAUAAACUGAAAAUGAUGGAGGAUGAAAUGAACAGGUUUGAAGAGGAAAUAUCAAUAGUUCCUCCUCCACCACCUCCUCCACCAUUCAUUCCUGCUGCUGUAGCCAAUCGCAUGGUUAUUGGAACCAAUACUUAUAACCAAGUUCAAAAUCAACUAGAUGCUAUGCCACCGAGAAUGCCUUUUCCCGGGCCAAUGGAUCCAAUGAGUUUACCACCUGGACCACCUGGGCCACCGAGACCUCCUAUGGCAGGUAAUUUUGGUCCUGGUCCUCCGCCGCUUUUUCCACCGGGGCCUGGUCCCAUGGGUUUCCCUCCUAAUUUUCCAGAAGGACCUCCAAUGAUGCCUCCAAACAUGCCUCCCAACAUGAUGGGUCCGAACCAUGGACUCCCUGAUAUGAUGGGACCACCCGGUUUUGGCAAUGGACCCCCUGGUUUCUUCCCUCCUCCUCCUCCUGCUUUUGUCAAGUCUCAGAUUGAAGAAAAGAAAGCUCCAGUAGUACUAAGUGGCGCACCAAAAUUGUACAAUGCUAAGUCCAAAGAGACAGACAAAAAAGACUCAGCGGAAAAAAAACGAGCAGGACCAGCCAUCGUCCCUAGUCAAGUCAUAAAAAGUGAUAUUGAUGGCAAAAAACCGAUGAAAAGUGUUCCAAAAACGUCUGCUAAAGAAAUGGCAGCUGCUGUGCAAGCAAGUCAAACUGUUGUCACUCAACAAGCUGUGGAUGUGCCUGCAGCUACCCCUGCAGCACCCGGCCCUAGUGCAGCUCCGAAGAAAAAAGAGAAAGAUAAUAAAAAGCAGAAGAAAGUAAUUCGCACUGCCGGGGGUGUAACUUGGGAAGAUAACACUCUGACUGAUUGGCCUGAUGAUGACUUCAGAUUAUUCUGUGGUGAUCUCGGAAACGACGUAACCGAUGAAGUCCUCAUUCGGGCUUUUAGUAAAUAUCCCUCUUUUCAACGAGCGAGAGUAGUCAGAGAUAGGAGAACAAACAAAACAAAAGGAUUUGGUUUUGUAAGUUUCGCAGAUCCUCAAGAUUUCAUCAAAGCCACAAAAGAAAUGAAUGGUCGGUAUGUCGGCAGUCGACCCAUUAAGCUGAGGAAGAGCACGUGGAGGAAUAGAAAUCUUGAUAUCGCUAGGAAAAAGGAAAAAGAAAAGCAAGCUUUAAUAGGUCUUCUAACUGGGCAUUGAUUCUUGUCGUUUGACCUCUUUAUUGGUGGUGCCCUGGCAAGAAUGAGCCUUGGGGACCGUUUGUGAUUGGGUCUUGAUUGUACCCCGAUUGUUCUGUGGAAAAGGGAUCAACAAGGGUCUCAUCAAGAUUCAAUCUUGAACGGUCCCCAUAUUUGUUUUGUUUUAAGUGCAGCCAGAACAAAAAAUCAUGAUGCAUGUGAUGGAGUCAAGCGAAAAGGGUCUUAAGGUGGAAAAAGUGUUCAGAACAGGUAAUAAAACUGAUUUGCAGUGGAAACAUUUUCCGUCUCAGGUGCUAAACGCUUUCUACUUCUCCCAAGAUCAUUUGAUCAUUUCAGUUAAUAAUUAUCAUUAUUAAUGACGCCAUACGCGUUUAAAAUCAAUCUUUCCUUCAGCUGGCCACAGCUCCGGAAAAUUUCAACUGCCUUUUUAUUGCUUCUGCAAUUUAAAGCUAAUUUUGAAAUACUUUCAAAGGACUAGUUUCUCUCAUUUUUGGGGGGUUCUUCGCGCCAAAUACGGUAAAAUUAAACUCUCAAAAACGUGAUGCCGUUACCUCAUUUUUUUUUCCUUUUCACCUCAAAGGUCCUUUUGCCUAACCUUAUCACAUCUUCUCAGGCAGUGAGACAAAUUUAGGAAGAAUGGGAUUUAUUCAGGUUUUUUGACUUGUUUUAAGUGUGUGUGUUCUUUUAAGUCAGACGUUCUGUCGAGAUUACUGUAAUUCUACAGUGCUCCUUCAAUUUCUGUGAUUUAAUUAAGUAGGCUCUCAUAAUGUGAUGGAACUUCUGCAGAAGUCUAAAACAUUUUCAAUGGGUAAUUAAACGACAAUAUCCGUUUAGGUUGGCAAACGAAAAAUUAUUGUAGAAAUUUAUAUUGUUCAUAGAUCCUUGAUAGUUUGUCGUCAGAAGAAAAUAUCAAACUAUUAUUGUUUCGGUUGGUCGCCUAUAGUUUGAAAUCAAGACCUUAUUAAAUUCAGACUUUUGCAAACGUUCCAUUAAAUUCAUAGAUUUGUAUUAUUUUCGUAGAUUUUAUAUGAUUAAGAAAACAAAUCUUGAAGAGAACAAAGAAUAUCUCAAUAAAAAAUUAAUUUUCAA